Molecule: messenger RNA, 2966 nt
Organism: Hymenoscyphus albidus
Lineage: Eukaryota; Fungi; Ascomycota; Leotiomycetes; Helotiales; Helotiaceae
Source: the annotation of a GenBank genome assembly
CACAACACCGCCAGCCCUAGCAUCGCAUCCUCACAACCCACCGCCUGCAGAUUCUUACACCUGGCACAUCACCGCCGCCCCGACAGCACGGCCUUCACAGUUACAGCAUCCCCUAGACCAAUCACUCCCCCGGCUCCACACUGGCAGCAACGCCCUGUCGCUCCACCUUUUCAUCCCACACCAUCUGCCCUGCUCAGUGCUCCCGCCUGGCGUCUUGGUGAGGAACCGACGAGAGGCGAACACUGAACACUGAACACUGAACACACCUUCAUUCCAAACCUCCGAACACCAUACAACAACACCAUACACCUCUCGUCAACCACCCUCUCGUCACUCAACGCACCAUCUCAGCCUCCCAUUUGCCCUUGGCCGCCUCCAGCGCACCGCAACCAUGUCCAAGGAGUCGCUCGACUCGGAUCGGGUCAAUUACAUGAUCUGGAGGUAUGUGUUUCCUCGUGAUCCGCCUGCGUGGUUGUCAGGUACAGGAUUGGUUUUCGCUAAUUGUCACGUUUUCGCACAGGUAUCUGGUCGAUUGUGGUAUGUAUACAAGAUGAUUCCCAAAGACCUUCAGGACGCUGUCCCUCCCCCAUUCCAUGCGUGCUAAAUCCAUGGCUUCAGGUUAUCAAGAGACAGCUGUCCGGCUGCAAAAGGAGUGGAACACGCCCGAUCCGCAGAAACUCCCAUGUGCGCCCUAUGUACCGAAUCAUGCACUCGUCGUUCUGCUCAACAGAGGACUCGUGUACAGCGCCAUUGCUGGAGAUCAUGCGCAGGUACGUGUGUAAAGAAACAAAUCGCCAUUGCUCGUGGGAGCCAUUUGCAGCCAUGGGAGAUGCAACUGACCUGACCGCCUUGAUAGGUGAGCGCGCCAGAAGGGGAUGCACAGACGGGCUUCUUUGGACCAUUACCCAACUCAACCACAUCGGCACCAGCUGACGAAGAGGAUUCUGAAAAUGUCCGAAAGCGUCAAAUGGACAACGAACAGCCUCAAGCUACCAACGGAGCUGGACCUGGAGCCAAUAACAAUGGGCCCCCCGCCAAGCGACCCCGACUCAGCAAUGGCUACGACAGCGGAAAUGGCAACGGAAACGGCAACGGCUUCGACCCGACGCCCAUGGAAAUUGACGACGAGCAGAACGGCCUCAGUCACGGCCUCAGUCACGGUCACGGUCAUGGUCACGACGAGAACGCAUAUCCAUCACCCUCUGAGCAAGCACCGUUGCCGUUGGUUAUCACCGUCGGGCCUGAGCGAGGCAUCCAGCCUGUUAAAGUUUCUGAACUUUCCACAGAGACGUUGUUCCUGGAAUUGUCGGACGACCAGGCUCAGCGAAAUGCAGUUUUGUUGCAAUGCGAGUGGAACCCACGAGAUCCAGCCAUCUUGGCGGCUGCGGGUACCGAUGCGCUAGCUCGCCUCUGGACCCUGUCGCGUACGGCAGCCGAGACAACCACCGACGCAACUGCAGGGGCAAGCUCGCAGCGAAAGCCUUUGUUUCAACCCUUCCAGAACCUGUUGUCUGACAAUGCGCCGCCGACCACCACGGUCACGGGACUUAGCUGGUCGUCCGAUGGAAAAUUUGUGGCCGUCGCCAGUGAGCCGUUGGAGGAGGGAGUUGCAAGAAUUGGCUUCUGGACGGCCCAAGGGCACCCACAUUGUGCUUUUGACGGCAUCUACUCACCCAUCAUCCUCUUGCGCUGGAAUCCGUCAAACACAGCAUGUCUGGUACUCUCACCUGGCAACCACACUCAGGGGGUUGUAAUCACCAUUAUGGAUCCGGCGGAAGGGAAAUGUUUUAAGCACUACAUCCCAGAUCACUCGCUGUUGGACCAAACGUUAGACGCGGCUUGGACCAAGGACGAUAAAUUUGUAAUCGGCGGAGGGGAUAUUCUUCAAGAGUUCCGGUGCGCUGAAGGGGCCAUCUCUAUGACGAAAAAGUUUGAGACCAGAGAUCGCCAUGCCAUUUCCAUGCUUAAAUACGACUGGCGCUCUACUUUACUCGCUACCGCUAGCGAGACUGGAAUGAUUGACGUAAGUUUUCCAGAUUAGCCGUCAAGAUCUCCUGCUAACUGUGAUCAGAUCUGGAACCAAACUGGACAAUGUCAUUCUUUCAACGCACAUCAAGGAGUCAUCACAGCUUUAAUGUGGCAACCUUUGCCAGUUCCAGCAGCUGUUGGAGAUGACGCUGAACGAUUACUAGCGUCAGCUGGAGAAGAUUGUGCAAUUAGUAUUUGGAAUGGCAGGUCAUCGGAAACUAAACCCAGAUUCUCCAUGACCAUGCACUCGGGCGUUACAUCCUUGGCAUUUACACCAUGUGGCAUAUUCAUCGCUGGCGCAACAACCGAUCAAAUAUUUAUCUGGAAGGUUGACGAUCCAAUACUUCCAAGAGCAGCGUGGAAUCGAAGUGAUCAGUCUGGGUGGAGUACUCCAAUGUCGCAAGACUCCAAUUCAGAUGAAAAUAACUACUCCCUAUCUUGGGAUUCAACUGGCCGAAAACUUGCUUAUGGAUUUAGUACCUCGGUAAGUACAGUCUUUUUUGGAAUUUUGAUUGGAAUCGGCUGACUAAGUCAUAGCUCGCUAUAAUCAAUUUUGGACGAUAGAAAAGUUUCCAAUGAUAAGGAAUUGAGAAUACAAGAGCCGAGCCGAGAAAAUAAAACAAGAUUUCGGGGAGUGCUAAGGUUACAAACCCGCUUUGCGUUGUUGUCACAAAUGCCGAAAUGAGAUGUGCUAUUCGGCAUUGGAACCGAGGAGAUGAGGAGAAAGAAGGUUCAAUCCUAGGAUAACAAGUCGAAAUUACAAUCCUGGAUACCGAAUCGCCAUAUUUUGUUGGCGGCUACAAAUAUAAAGGCAUGUCAAGAUAGGUGGGGUGGGAAGUGAAGGGACAUGCGAUGUACCAUUAGAAGAGUGAUUUGAAAAGAAUUUGCUGGAGUGAGGAUAGGAAAGGUAAGAAGAAAAGUGGAGGAGAAGGGGGUGU